This is a messenger RNA of Necator americanus (New World hookworm), 336 nucleotides long. RefSeq lists its product as uncharacterized. NCBI's taxonomy places the organism in Eukaryota, Metazoa, Nematoda, Chromadorea, Rhabditida, Ancylostomatidae. Bases 1 to 336 code for a protein of 111 amino acids. The record is from RefSeq and is a predicted model, not a curated record. The transcript is spliced from 3 exons.
AUGAGUAGAUCUCCUCCAGGCAAAUGGAGAAUCAUACAAAAGAGUCGGUCGAAUCUUGCUGCAGUUCCGACUGCAUUGGCUUAUACGAUAUCUGCUCUCUACUCGUGUCUUGCUACAAUGGUUCUCGUUUCAUCGGAAUCUGAAUAUAAUUAUGGAUAUACACUCGCCAACUACCUGUCUUACGUAAUGAACUUCAUCCGGGACAUGUUUAGAUGGAAAAAACGUGCGAGCAAGAGCGGAAUGAAUAAGGUUGAGGUCAAGAAGGAUACGUACAACAUAGAAGUUGCAGAGGAAGAUGUCGCGAGAAGACUUUUGGAUCUUUGCUUCGAAUCAUAA